CCCUGUUCAUAUAUAGUACCCACAAAUUAAAUGACACUUCCAUUCAUGAAAAUGGGUGUUCUUUCUCUGCCUCUGCAUGCACGUUAAUGAGCUUCUCCCACAACUGUUCCAAUCCCAGUUGACGACUUCUUGUGCUUGAUGAUGGGUAACAGGGGAAUCAUUGUUAUUUUCACCAAAGCUUUUGUCUUUACUACCACUGUUUGGUUUUCUGCUUGAAUGGAGGGGGGUGACAUUAAAUGUUAUGUGUAUUCAAUUGUGGUUUCAUGUGUUGCUUUUCUAGGAAAAUUUAGUUUGCUUAAAUGCUUGUACCUGUAAGAGGAAACCCUCCCCCACAACCUAUCUCAAACUGUUCAAUAAGAUAUAUCUAGCUGGUUUAUGCAUGCAAGCUGUUUGCUUCAUUGCCUGAAUGAAAAAGUUGGGCGAGUUUCUGUCUUCUGCAGCAGCUUUCGCAGUUGGAUUUUAAUGGUACCACUCAGAUCUUUUUCUCUCUCUCUCACAAGCUACACUUAAUGGGGGGUUUUUGGUUGUUUUCUGGGAAGUUUGGUUUAUUCUUACAUUUGUAUAUGUAAGUGACGUGAUAUAUGGAGAGGGGUUGGGGAGGGACUUCUUCACUUGGAACUUUGUGGCAGGGGUGAAAUGAAAACAUGUCCUGUCGUUGUUACUCAUUUUGCCUUCUAGUUGAAAUUGUUCUGCCUUUGUUGUUUCAUGGAAUCUAAAAUUCCCAGGUUUAGCUGCAAAAGGUCACAAAAGUUAUUCACUUUGUCAUGCACAUGAUGUUUGGAAUCAUUUGUUUGAGCUUUCUGUCGAGCUGAAGGAGAGAGAGAGAGAGAGAGGGAAAGAGAGAAAUGACCAUACGACUGCUUGCUUAUCAUGGCCUCUAAGGUACUUUUUGUUCAAAAGCAGCAGGUUGCAGAUGGUUUUAUUUAGAAGGCAGUGUCUUGGAUUGACAUUGCUAAAGCAGUGAUGCUUUUUCUAAGAUUAGGCCUCUCGGUUUUGGAGAUCUUUCAUGGGAACUAAAGGUUAGCUGUGGUGGGCUGCCUCAGUUCUCAACCAAUACAUUGGUGUCUGGCAAGACUCAUUUUUUCAGGUUUUCGAAAAGUUUGCAGAUUCUUUGAUGGGAAUCUUUAGGGAUUCGCAAUUUGGCUUCUUUCUGCCAGAUGGAAAUUUUUCCGGUCUUUGGAGAAACAAACACUUCCCUUGUCCUCUUCAAACUGGACAGCAUUGAUAUGUGCCUUCCAUUAACAGUGUUUACUUUAUCUGCUUAGCUGGACUGAGCUGAAAUGAAGGAAGGCACUGGAACAUGAUUCCUUCGUCAGGUUUCCAGCAUGUAAAAAGUUCUCAGUAGCUUUGAAUUUCCGCUCAGCCUUUUGUUCCUACCUAUUCAGCUGCUCACCAAUACUACGUUUGAAAAAAAUCACCUUGAAAUUUGUGCUACUUGAGUGCUCUCUCUUUCUUUUCAACAGUUCGUGGUUUAGCUGUUGCAUAAGUUCCAUCGUAGUCUUUUGCAAGUAUGAAACUUGAUAUCCUAGGGGUCUUUUUUUCAACUCCCAAGUAGAAUCUGAAGAGAAUAAGAAAAGGAGAGUAUUUGAUUGAUGUAUUCAGUUGUUGCUUGACUUACAUCCUUUAAGAAUGUGCUUAGUUGGUAUGCGUAUUUCCCUGUAAAAAGAUUAAACGGUUUCUUUGUUCUGGGUUGGUGAGGAAUAGUCUGAGCUAGUGGAGCUCUUUUGAAGACUUUGUUGUUGCAGAGUUUUUGAAAGAGCAUACCGAUCAUCAGAAGCUCUUAGUUACAUGGCUGAAGAUCUGUUCAAGAUCCAUUGGCCAUCUCAAAGUUCAAAGAGUUAUGCUAUUUGACCAUGCAAUUGCUCUGGUGGCUACAUUUACCACUGCUUUUGCUGGUGCAACUCUUACAUCUCUCAAGUACUGUUCGGAUAAGGCAUGCUCAGUUUAUUUUGCUGCAGCUGAAACUUCGUUUGCUUGUGAGAGUACCAUUUGCAAUAACAAACAGUCCAAUGGCUGGAUGGAGGGAUACCCAUGUCUAAGACAAUCAGCAAGUCGCAAGCAUCGCCAAUUUAAAACCCCAGCUUAUGUUCCAAGGAGUCAGCCCUGUCUGUUGCAGACUGGUUCAACCAAAUUGUCACCUGUUUCUUCGCAAUCUAUUCCCUCAGGCAUCCAUUUAGGAUUACAAGAACGGUUAUAUUUAUUACAUACUAAGAGGAUAGCAAAGACAGUUGAUGGAUCCAAUGGUGUUCCUACAUUAACACCAGUGCAACCAUAUGAUGACACAAAAGCAUGGAAAAGGAAAGUUGCAGCCAUAGCUGGAGGUGUUGGUGCAGUUCUUCUAGUAAUUAUCAUAGUGGUAACUGUUUACUUGUGCAUUAAGAAAUUGGCAGCACAAACUUCUGAAAGGGAGUCCUCUGCACAAUCUCCAACAACAGGGUUGGAAAUAGUUGGAACUCCCACUUAUGCUAGUCCUCAUCCUCCGGGCACACACUUCCUGAGAUUAUUGACAAUUGAGGAGUUGAAGCUGGCGACACGAAGUUUCAGUGACAGCAAUAUCAUAGGCGAAGGCUUGCUUGGUUUGGUUUACAAAGGACUGCUUCUUGAUGGAUCUAUUGCUGUCAUAAAGAGAAACAUAUAUCAUCCUGUUCAGAACUUUGCUAAUGAGGUUAGACACAUCGCUUCCGUCCAGAACCAGCAUCUUGUAAAGCUUAUCGGUUAUUGUGAGGAUAGGCAGCAACAGUUUCUUGUAACUGAAUACAUAUCCGAUGGAAAUGUGGGACAAUACCUCUAUGAUAGUGAAGGUCUGCCUGUUGGGAAAUUGGGUAUCAAGCGUAGACUGGCCAUAGCCUUAGGUGCAGCAAAAGGGCUUCGGUAUCUUCACAGUUUGGUCCCUCCUUUCCUGCACAUGCAUUUCAGAACCAGCAAUGUGCUUGUGGAUGAAAAUUUCACUGCUAAGGUAUCUGACUAUGGAAUCUACAAGUGGGUAGCAGAAACUCCGCACCCGGGAUCUUCUUCUUCUGUAGAUCACUUCCUUGAUCCCGAGUUGAAUUCGUCGAGUGACUUCUCAGAGCUCAGUGAUGUCUACAGUUAUGGAGUAUUCCUACUAGAGCUGAUCAGUGGACGUGAAGCACAUGGCAAGUAUCAAUCAAACUCAGACCAGAAUCUAUUGCUUCAGGCUAGGGAUAGCAGCCUCAAUGACUUCGUGGACAAGUCGCUCCAAGCUAAGGAUCGAACGAAACGAAUCAUGGUGGAUCUGGCAUUGAUGUGUGUGGAUGUCAGCACAAGGAGACCUUCAAUGGAGAAGGUUGUCAAAGCGCUUGAAUGGAUUCGAGGGCGGGAAACUGGGCAUGUGGAUUAUGACCAUGGUGAGGAGAUUGGAGCUGUAAAACUUGGGAGUGAACUCUUCAAAUGACCAGCCUUUAUUUAUCUCCUGUCUUUCUGUGUGUUUACAUUCAACUGCUAAUUAGUGGCAUUCUUUAUUGGACGUAAUAUAAGUAGCAAAGUUUAAGCCUUUAAGUCAUUCAUCAACUUGCAAAUUGGUUCAGAGUUCAGACUUCAUAGGAGAUAGAUUCAAUCUGUCUGCCUUCCCCUUCAAGAUUAAGGAAUAGGGUUGACUAGUUUGUUUUAAUUGUGAUUAAGUGGUGUUUACUGAAUAAAAAAGGAUGGAGGCAAUCGGUGGAUGCAGAAUGUGGCUUGAAUUCUUC
Molecule: messenger RNA, 3704 nt
Organism: Linum tenue
Lineage: Eukaryota; Viridiplantae; Streptophyta; Magnoliopsida; Malpighiales; Linaceae
Source: the annotation of a GenBank genome assembly